GGCCGCGGCGGCCGGAGACUCCCUGCUCCGCGCUCCACCCCUCCGCUCCGAAGCCCGGAUAAGGGCAGGCGCCGGCGACACUCAUUUCCUCGGCAUCCGGCUCAGCCGCUGCCACGCGGAUAGGCGAGCUCGCCGGGACCGGGGGAGCGCCCCGGCGCACCGCAGCGCAGAGGGCCGACCACCGGGCACAGGGCUCGGGCUCGCCGCGCCACGGCCAUCAUGAGGGUGAACACGCGGGCCCUGACCUCCCGGGUGGGCAUCACCCGGGUCUUUGCCAUCAUACUAUCCUGCAUCGCCUUCAGCUUGGUGGCCUCCACCGAGGACUACGGUGGUGCCUAUGGGACGUGGUGCAUGUUCACCUGGUGCUUCUGCUUCGCCGUGACCGUGCUGAUCGUCCUGCUGGAGCUGCUGGAGCUGUACCCCAAGCUGCCCCUCUCCUGGGACGACUUCACCUCGGCCUUCUCCAUGCUCGCCGCGCUGAUGAUCUUCACCACCUCUGUGGUGUUCCCCUCCACCUUCAUCACCAGCCCCUGCCGCUCUGAAAAGUGCAUACGCCAGGCCGUGGCCACCGCCAUAUCCUGCCUCUGCUUCCUCGCCUACGCCCUGGAGGUGGGGCUUACGCGCGCUAAGCCAGGAGACAUCAGCAGCUUCCUCUCCACUGUGCCGGGGCUCCUUAAAGUGUUUGAAGCCUACGUGGCCUGCCUCAUCUUCUCCUUGCUGGAUAAUGUCAGCUCCAAAGCUGGCCUGCAGUGGUGUGUGGCCGUCUACGCCAUCUGCUUCGUCAUCACCCUCCUCAUCAUCAUCAUGACCAUCGGCCGGUGCCUUGCUUACAUGCCUUUCCCCCUGGAGAAGAUGCUGGUGGGCUACAACGCCCUGGCCUUGGUGAUGUACCUCACGGCCACCAUCCUCUGGCCCCUGUACAGCUUCAACAACACGAGGCGGCCCGACCCCUGCGGCACGAACUGCUGGUGGAACAAGCACCUGGGGGUGACCUUCCUCACCAUCUUCAACCUCCUCGCCUACCUUGUAGACCUGGUGUACUCCACCAAGAUGGUCUUUGUGGCGGUGCCUACCUAAGGGCUGGGGAGCUCCCGCCGCUGCGCCCCGGGCUCGGGGCGCGCGGGGAUCCGGCCACAGGCGCCGGCGGGCGCCAGGGCGCGGGGAGGGCGGCGGGGUGCACGACCCGCCGGGGCACCGCGUCCCGGCCGGGCGGGCGCUUGCGCGGGAGCCGAGGAAGAGGCCGCCGUGGGCUGCCCGCUCCCCGAGGGCGGCCGGGCGCCUCGGAAAGCUCCUUCCUCCGUGCGAGGAGCACCCUGGGGCAAAGCGAGGGGGGGUGCACACGC
This is a messenger RNA of Rhea pennata, 1343 nucleotides long. RefSeq names its product myeloid-associated differentiation marker-like. The transcript has a single exon. The coding region runs from base 220 to 1077 and encodes 285 amino acids. Lineage: Eukaryota; Metazoa; Chordata; Aves; Rheiformes; Rheidae. The record is from RefSeq and is a predicted model, not a curated record. Gene Ontology annotation, cellular component: membrane.